Messenger RNA from Phyllopteryx taeniolatus (common seadragon), 915 nucleotides. It is a transcript of the gene taf12, whose product is annotated as TAF12 RNA polymerase II, TATA box binding protein (TBP)-associated factor. The record is from RefSeq and is a predicted model, not a curated record. The transcript has 6 exons. Gene Ontology annotation, biological process: RNA polymerase II preinitiation complex assembly; DNA-templated transcription initiation. Gene Ontology annotation, molecular function: DNA binding; TBP-class protein binding; protein heterodimerization activity. The coding region runs from base 262 to 663 and encodes 133 amino acids. Gene Ontology annotation, cellular component: transcription factor TFIID complex; SAGA complex; SLIK (SAGA-like) complex. Lineage: Eukaryota; Metazoa; Chordata; Actinopteri; Syngnathiformes; Syngnathidae.
ACGCACGCAAACAGCGGAAGUAGUGGGGCUGCGUAGUUUUUUUUUGCUUGCCACUUCGAAGCAGCAACUCAGGAGCAGAUUUUGUAUAUUUAUCUCACAAUAUCCCUGUCAUAGCGACAUCUAAACAUGGAUAGAUGAUGUCUGCGUAGUUGGAUAUAUGGACGUGAUCGUGCUUUGCACCUAAUCCAUCGCAGUGUUUGUCUGAAAGUAACCCAGGACGCAAGCGUUCUGCAUUCCCCCAAUCCUCCCGAGGCCGCCGGCAUGGCCAACAGCACCGCGACGGCAGUGAAGGGUAUCGGAGCCCCUGCUGGCCCUGCAGGCAGAAGCAGCCCCGAAGGAUCUCAGGUGCUGAGCAAGAAGAAGCUUCAGGACCUGGUGAGAGAAAUAGACCCCAACGAGCAGCUGGACGAGGACGUAGAGGAGAUGCUUCUGCAGAUUGCCGACGACUUCAUCGAGAGCGUUGUCACGGCCGCUUGUCAGCUGGCACGCCACCGCAAGUCCAACACCCUGGAGGUCAAAGAUGUCCAGUUACACCUCGAGCGUCAAUGGAACAUGUGGAUCCCAGGUUACGGCUCAGACGAGAUCCGGCCCUUUAAGAAGGCAUGCACCACAGAGGCUCACAAACAGAGGAUGGCCCUGAUCCGCAAGACGACCAAAAAGUAGCAAGACUCCAUUUUCCUUGUAUCAAGCCCACCUUGUAUAAUUUUUUUUUUUUUUGGGGGGGGUGGGGGUCCUAUGUAAGGUAUGAUUAGUUCAAGAUUUGUUGACAGUGUCUCAUUGUCAUGUCCUCCUAAUUUUGCAGUGUAUUGCCAGCAUCAUCACGUGCUAAUGUAACUCUUGUUUUAUUUUCUCAAAGUUUUGUUAACACAUUCAGCUGUUUAUGUCAAUAAACAUGAUCAUCUGUUUGGAUUGUAA